GCGCAGAGUUUUAUCAAAUAAAACCCUGACACAUGAAAACCCUAAACCAUUAGUUAGAACAAAGACAGGCCGAAAAUUCGAGGGUUUUUUUGUUACAUCUGCAUUUGAAGCAACUUAUGACAAUCUCACGAACAGCAGCACAGAAAAUGAGUCGUUAUGAUAGCCGCUCCGGCGAUCCCACCUCCUAUCGCGACCGCAGAAGUGACUCAGGGUUUGGUGGGGCUUCAGCAUACGGUGGUUCGGUGCGGCCCUUGUCCAGCAGAAGGGACUAUGAUGCUGCCGAACCACCCAGGAAGUUGGAUUUGGAUGGUUUGACUCCUUUCGAAAAGAAUUUUUAUGUUGAAUCCCCUUCGGUGGCGGCAAUGUCAGAGACAGAGGUGGAAGAAUAUAGGCAGCAGGGAGAAAUUACAGUUGAAGGUCGUGAGGUUCUAAAGCCUGUGAAGAGUUUUGCAGAUGUAGGAUUUCCGGCAAUCUCAUUAAUUAGCUUCACCCUCUACCUCACUCUCUCUUUCUCUGAGUGGUACUUAUAUUUUAUGCUGAUCCGUCCUGAUCGUCAAACUUUAUACUGGAGUGCAACAUGGCCAGAGGAGGUUGAACAAUUGGCAAGGCAGUUUCUUUACAAUCCAUACAAAGUUAUAAUUGGAUCUGCGGAUUUAAAAGCUAACCAUGCAAUUCGCCAACAUGUUGACAUUAUUUCGGAGAGUCAGAAAUAUAACAAAUUAGUGAAGCUGCUGGAGGAUAUAAUGGAUGGCAGCAUAAUUUUGAUUUUCAUGGAUACCAAGAAAGGCUGUGUUCAGAUCACCCGGCAACAUCGCAUGGAUGGUUGGCCUGCUCUCUCGAUCCAUGGAGAUAAAAGUCAAGCUGAAAGGGAUUGGGUCCUUUCAGAGUUUAAAGCUGGCAAAAGCCCUAUAAUGACUGCAACAGAUGUUGCCGCUCGUGGCUUAGCUGUGAAAGACGUGAAAUACGUAAUCAAUUAUGACUUCUCGGGAUCUCUUGAGGAUUACGUCCAUCGCAUUGGUCAAACAGGAAGGGCGGGGGCAAAAGGAACGGCAUACACUUUCUUCACAGCUGCAAAUGCCAUAUUCGCCAAAAACCUUAUUGUCAUACUUAAGGAAGCUGGACAAAAGGUCGGCUAUUUGACCAAACGAAUAUUUACCUUUUUGGCAUCGUUUAAUAUAUAUUUCUCGAAGUGGCACCCUUUCGGUUGAGCUGGCGAAAGGUGCGUCCCCGGAAACGCGCUUUACCCGUGUUUUCGCUUAGUUGGAUGCCACGUGUGGAAGGCGCAAAAAGGUAAAUAUUCGUUAAAGGCGUGUCGGUCAAGUAACCCAAAAGGUCAGUCCUGAACUGGCAGUGAUGGGACUCGGUGCACCUCCUCCUCCAUCAGGUCAUAGUGGUUUCCGAGACCGAGGUAAGGGCUUUACGAUGGCAGCCGCCCUUGGAACUGAUCAGGGAAAAGAGACCUCCAUAAAGGGGUCUAAAUUGUGUUUUUGUUAAUUUGUUUUGACUACCCCCUCUGGUUUUUGUGGGUUCAAUUGUCAUUACCUGCAAGACUAGUAGGAAGAACAAUCAUAGAUGUAAAUUAAGCGUCUAUUUUCUGAUUAUCCAUAUUCCCCCGCUAUAUUUGACUUGCCUUUGUUUACACU
This is a messenger RNA of Hibiscus syriacus, 1643 nucleotides long. Its product is annotated as DEAD-box ATP-dependent RNA helicase 20-like. Gene Ontology annotation, molecular function: RNA binding; RNA helicase activity. Gene Ontology annotation, cellular component: ribonucleoprotein complex; nucleus; cytoplasm. The record is from RefSeq and is a predicted model, not a curated record. Lineage: Eukaryota; Viridiplantae; Streptophyta; Magnoliopsida; Malvales; Malvaceae. The transcript has 7 exons. The coding region runs from base 117 to 1208 and encodes 363 amino acids.